AUGACUCAAGCGAAAGCCCAUGAGUUAGCGGUAGAGCAGACAGUAAACGUUUGCAGGCUGAACAGUCGUUCAGAGCUAGCAAACUCUAUUUUAGCAUCGACCACAUUUACAGAUUCAAAAGAUGUAGUCGCGAAAAUGAUUGUAGAACACAAUAAUGAAGUCAAAGAGCGGCAGGUGUUAUCUUUUAGGUCACGGGCAAAUAGACCAAAUAGUUUUCGAGGAGGAUUUAGAGGGCACAACAACUAUGGCUAUCACAAAAAUAGUUUCAGAUUUAAUAACGGCAAUACAAAUAGGCACAAUAAUGGCAAUAACACAAGGCACAGUAGUCAAAAUAAUUACAAUAGAAGUAACAAUUUUAACAAUAAACAAAAUAGCUACAGAAAUGGCACUAGCAAUCGUUCAGCAAGCAACAGGAACAACUCUUCUCGUUCAAAUUCUAGAAAUACUUCUAAUGUUCGAUUUUUAAACGCCGAUUCCCCUCAGGAGCGAACACUGGGGGAGCAGGAGCUAAGCAAUUAA
Molecule: messenger RNA, 519 nt
Organism: Rhagoletis zephyria (snowberry fruit fly)
Lineage: Eukaryota; Metazoa; Arthropoda; Insecta; Diptera; Tephritidae
Source: RefSeq, a predicted model, not a curated record